CCUCCAUUGACUCUUUGACUUUCCGUGCGUGUUUUGUUGGUCGAACUCUACAUCGCCGUGCUAUCCUGCGCCCUCUGCACUGUUGGUGAUGGAAACCCCGCGCCCGUUCACUUGCACCUUGAUGUGACAGGUGAACGCUUCCUCCAAAGACUCCUGUCUCUCUGCCGACACAGCUCGCGACACUCGAAGGACGGCUGACUGCAGAUAUGUCUGGAGCUAUGAUGAGACUAUUGAUCUGCGCUCUGGCGAUGAUGAUCGCGCUGGUCGCGGCGCAGGAUACGAAUAUUGUGUAUCCGACUACUGCUGGACCUUCUGCGACUCCGCUGCCGAACGCAGAUGGCUAUACUUAUGCUGGAUGCUGGAAUGAGACGAUCGAUGUAGCUGGGUCAGGCGGUGUACGAGCACUGAGUGAAGUCGGGAACUUCUCCGCCAACAACUCCAUGACCAUCGGCUCCUGCCUCAAAUUCUGCCAAUCCGCCAACGCCCGAUUCGCCGGCCUCGAAUACGGCCGCGAAUGCUACUGUUCUCCCUACCUCUCCACGUUUAGCGAAAGACUCGACGAAUCGAACUGUAGUUUCGCGUGCAACGGCAAUGCGAGCGAGAUUUGUGGUGGACGAUUGGCUAUUACGUUAUACAACCGGACAGAAGGCUCGACGGGAAUGGCGUGGAGAGUGGGAAGUGGGAGUCAGGCGACUUGGUAUGGGUUUUUGGCGUUUGUGUUUAUGGUUUUUGCGGCGUUUUUGUGAGCGGGAAGCGAGUUUGGAAGAGCGAGCGUUUGAUCUGAAAUGAUUUGAGGAUGUCAGAAGAGAUUGAGGUUGAAAUUGGAGGAGAUUGAUUUGAUAUACCCCAGAUGAGAGGAUACAUGUUGGUGCCAGCAAAAGAAAUGGCUGAGAAAUUGAGGAAAGAUCAACAGAAUUUUGGAACACGUUCGAGCGAGUUAGGUAUGUUCUAGAAUGCAAAAAGAAAAUUAAGCCUCUCGGCCCCCUCCCGCACGG
This is a messenger RNA of Cercospora beticola, 995 nucleotides long. RefSeq names its product WSC domain-containing protein. Gene Ontology annotation, cellular component: plasma membrane. Lineage: Eukaryota; Fungi; Ascomycota; Dothideomycetes; Mycosphaerellales; Mycosphaerellaceae. The record is from RefSeq and is a predicted model, not a curated record.